Messenger RNA from Thunnus maccoyii (southern bluefin tuna), 1878 nucleotides. RefSeq names its product translocon-associated protein subunit alpha-like. The record is from RefSeq and is a predicted model, not a curated record. The coding region runs from base 118 to 969 and encodes 283 amino acids. The transcript has 9 exons. Gene Ontology annotation, cellular component: endoplasmic reticulum membrane; endoplasmic reticulum. NCBI's taxonomy places the organism in Eukaryota, Metazoa, Chordata, Actinopteri, Scombriformes, Scombridae.
GGAACCUUAUCCAACAGGCGGGUCUAACCUCCUCUUAUCCCGCCCCCUGCUCGACUGCUGUCCUCUCUGCUCCUGAACGCUGAUGUGUUACUAACUUCAGCCUUCAAGUCUGCAAAAAUGUUCAAUUUCGGAUCAAAAUUGCUGCUUCUGUUCCUCUUGGCCUUCCCCUGUGGAUUGAUAUCCAUCGGCCACGUCUCUGCAGAGCCAGACUCUGCUGAGGACACUGACCCGGAUGUUGCAGUAGAUGAAGAGGAAGAUGAAGAAGAGGUGCUUGUUGAGGAGGAUCAGAUACAAACCUCGGAAGGAGACGACGAUGACUCCGAAGCUGCCGAUAAACUGAUGACUUCUCACCCUGAUGCCGACACAACCAUCAUCUUCAUGACAGGAGAAGAGUUCCCUGCCAAUGAAAUCGUGAGGUUCCUGGUGGGUUUCACCAACAAGGGGAGUCAGGAUUUCACCGUUCAGUCGUUGGAGGCGUCCUUCCGUUACCCCCAAGACUUCCAGUUUUACAUUCAGAACUUCACAGCUUUGCCCCUGAGCACUGUAGUUCAGCCUCAGGCUCAGGCUUCCUUCGAGUACUCUUUCAUCCCAGCUCAACCCAUGGCUGGUCGUCCCUUCGGUCUUGUUAUCCUCCUCAACUAUCUUGACACAGAGGGCAACAUGUUCCAGACUGCCAUUUACAACCAGACUGUCACCAUCACUGAGAAAGAUGAAGGACUGGAUGGAGAAACGAUGUUCAUGUACGUCUUCCUGGUUGGACUGGUGGUCCUGAUGCUCUUUGGAAUGUAUCAGGUCCUGGAUUCAAGGACGAAAAAGAGACUCUCAGUGAAAAUAGAGAAGGGCACUGUUGGGGUAAACGAUGUGGACAUCAGCUGGAUCCCUCAGGAGACUCUCAAUGUCAUGAACAAGGCGUCCCCUAAAACAUCUCCACGGAAGCGAACCAAGAGGACGGCUGGAGUAGAUCAAUAAAACUGUCGGUUUCCAUCCAUCAUCAUACUGUACGUCAGGCUUUCAAAGCCCAUUUCCUCGCCACAGUAACACAGUUCCCCAUUCACAAUGGAUCAACAUUUCUGGAGUCCAAUCUUCAGCCCAAGCAAAGUGUUAAAGAUGUUUGUAUGGAUCUCAGCCUGCUGCUCCGCUCGUAUCACUACCAUAGAGCAUCCUGGACUCUACUGCUCUGAUCAGAGGGACCAUUUAGACACUAAAAUAACUGAAUAACUGAGUUCAUUUUUAAAGGGAUUUUUUUGUCAGUAUGCGUGUGUGCGUGUGUGAAAGUUAAUUAAAGAUAAACCCAAGUGUUUGAAAUCAACAUGGGAAUGUGGUACAAACUGACCCCAAAAAGGAGAAAUUAAUACAUCAGUUCUGCCCAUAUGAAUGCUGUGAAGUCAUAAUAAUUGCAUUUGAGAUUAAAUAACUUUAUUUGUUAUCUGCAUUAUUAGGAUAAAAUGGAUUUUAGGACUUCAAAACAUUCAUAUGUCAUCUGCUGAAUGAGAUAAAUCCUCCUCCUCUCUGUCAUGUAAACACCAUUGUGCCUUAUCUGUACCGUAUGUGAGGGACCAUGCAAAGACCUUAUGUUACCAAAAAAUAGAUGGAAUCCAUUAAAAUGUUUCACACUGAUUACAGUAUGUUUCUACCAUUCAGUGUUCUGAGGUUUCUUAAAGGUUUGGUAUCAUUGCAGUGGGGCAAUGGCAGCUGCAGUCAUUAAACAAAAAUUAAAACAGUGUUCUCUGGAGGUUUCUGCAGGUUAAUUAAUCUGUUUUUGAGUCUCAGUGGAGCAUUUCAGACUCUUUAAUGGGUGCAAAUGGUGCAGUCUUUGGGAUUGUUUGCCAUUAUUUGUGAUAAAACACCUUUUGGAAAAAAAAUAAAAGGGUGAACAAA